Messenger RNA from Epinephelus lanceolatus (giant grouper), 7901 nucleotides. The record is from RefSeq and is a predicted model, not a curated record. Lineage: Eukaryota; Metazoa; Chordata; Actinopteri; Perciformes; Serranidae.
UCUUAAACUGUCAACUAACCGAAGAACAACAAAAACAAACACAACAUCGAGGGGGUUCCGGGGACGGGCUGGGACCAUGGAGUCGUCCUCUGAUGAAGAGGAGGUGCGCACCUUCAUCCAAGUCCUCAGUGAGAAAUACAACCCAGAGAAUUUCCCCUAUGGACAGGGAGUCAUGGUAAUGCCCAGCCCCCCAGGAUCCCCUGUCAAAGAUCGCCUGUUCUUGCCCAGCAUACUGGUUCUUAGUGACUCUGGAAUCAGUAAAUCCGGGGAUAGGUCAGAUAUUGCAGCCUUCUGUGGCCAUGUGGUCGAGCUGGACCUGUCCCACAAUCAACUUAACGACUGGGCAGAGAUCUCUUCCAUUGUCUCCAGCAUCCCCCAGCUGGACUUCCUCAAUCUGAGCAUGAACCCUCUGAGCGGCGUGUCGCUGGAGCCCAGCAUGGCUGGGGUGUUCUCCAGGAUCCGACAGCUUGUCCUCAUUAACACACAGAUCAGCUGGGACACUGUCCACACACUCACACGACACACACCAGAGCUGGAGGAGCUUUUCCUGUGCCUGAACGGCUACAGCACUGUGUCACUAUCCCAGACGUCUUGUCCGUCACUCCGCCUGCUGCAGAUCACAGACAACCAGCUGCAUGAAUGGGCAGAAGUGAGGAAGUUUGGGCAGAUGUACCCGAGUCUGAGCACACUGGUUCUGGCCAAAAACAGCGUGGACUCUGUUGAUGACACUCAGGAAACACUGCAGCGACUCUUCCCCAACCUGCGCUGCAUCAACCUCAACAACUCAGGGCUUAGUAAAUGGGAGGACAUUGAAAGGCUGAACUUCUUCCCUAAGCUGCAAGAAGUCAAAGCAAUGGGGAUUCCUCUUCUAGAGCCUUACUCCACCCAUGAGAGACGUUGCCUUCUUUUAGCACAGCUGCCGUCUGUAGUGGUGUUGAAUGGGAGCGCAGUGUCUCGUGGGGAGAGAGAGGAUGCGGAGAGGCUUUUCAUCCGGUACCACCAGGACAGGCCAGAACAUAAGCUCCCUGAGAGGAAGGAUUACAAGACUUUUUUAAAUAUUGCAAUUGAGUUCAUGUUUAAAAUCAUAAAGCAUAAAGCUAGUUCUCAGGAUAUCCUGUAUCCAUAUGGACCCGGCCAUAGAGAUCUAGAGACCCCAAAGAUGGAUGAUGGGAGUUCUGCUGAAAUCACUUUGCUCAUUCCAUUCAUUUUCUUCAACAUCCCAUACCGUUCCAUCUAUGUCAACAACAAUGGCGUGAUCUCCUUCAACGUGCAGGUUAGCCAGUUCACACCGGAGGCUUUUCCCCUGAGUGACAGCAGAUCGUUCAUUGCUCCGCUCUGGGCAGAUGUGCACAACGGCAUCCGCGGAGAUGUGUACUAUCGAGAGACCACAGAACCGGAAAUACUGGAAAGGGCGACGCAAGAUGUGCGGAAGUACUUUAAAAACAUGCCCACCUUCACGGCUACCUGGGUCUUUAUUGCAACAUGGCAUCAAGUCACCUUCUACGGAGGAAGCCAGACAACCCCGGUGAACACAUUCCAAACUGUACUCAUCUCAGAUGGCGUGGGGUUCUUCAGUAUGUUCAACUAUGGAGAAAUCACAUGGAGCACAGGAACAGCCAGCGGUGGAGAUCCUUUAACAGGACUGGGUGGCACGACAGCUCAGUCAGGUUUUAAUGGCGGAGACAUUGGUCACUUCUUCAACCUGCCAGGAUCACGCUCAAAUGAUGUGGUGAACAUUGAACAGACAACCAAUGUUAAUAUCCCUGGGCGAUGGUUCUUCCGCGUUGACACUGAACUGAUCGAUCCUGCCAAUGGCUGCAGCUACAAUGGGCGAUUUUACAGACGAGGGGAAAUCUUCUGGCUCUCUGACCAGUGUUCACAGCGAUGCCGCUGCCUUGACAUUGACAACGAGGUGCAUUGCCAGGAGGCUCCAUGCGGGCAGUUGGAGACCUGCGAGCAGCAGGAGGGGGCCUUUUACUGCCAGCCAACCCGCACCAGCACCUGUGUGGUAUUUGGCGACCCUCAUUACCACACCUUCGAUGGCUUCCUCUAUCACUUCCAGGGAACCUGCUCCUACCUGCUGGCUCGGCCCUGCUGGGAGGUGGCUGGGCUGCCCUUCUUCACUGUGGAGGCCAAAAAUGAGAACCGUGGGGUCACCUCGGUUUCUUGGCUCAGAGACGUGACAGUGGAUGUGUACGGACACCGAGUCACGUUACCCAAAGGCAGUUUUGGAACAGUCCAGGUGGACGGCUUGGUGAAGACUCUACCGGUCCAACUCCAGCUUGGUGCUGUUAGGGUUUACCAGUCUGGGGUUGCCAUUGCUUUAGAAACAGACUUUGGACUCUUAGUUACCUAUGACGGCCAACACUAUGCAUCCAUCUCCCUGCCCAGCUCUUACUUCAACAACACUUGUGGCCUUUGUGGCAACUACAAUGACGACCCUGCUGAUGAUCCCGUGCUUCCUGACGGCUCUCUAGCAGAUAGUGUGGUGGAGUUAGGAGGCAGCUGGCGAGCAGAGGACCCAGACUGGAGGUGUACAGAUGGCUGCGCCCAGAACUGCAGCGUGUGUGACCCUCUUACAGAAGCCUUCUACUUUCGCUCAGACUACUGUGGGCUCAUCAACAAAACCGAUGGACCUUUUAGGGACUGCAGAGCCGUAGUGGACCCUACAGCCUUUGUGUAUAGCUGUGUAUAUGACAUGUGCAGCAACAGGGAUAAUAUCACCACACUCUGUCAGGCCAUCCAGGCCUAUGCUCUGGCGUGCCAGGCCCUUGGUGUCACGAUACGACCCUGGAGAUCUCGCACCUUCUGUGUCUCAGCUUUGUCGUGUCCGGAGUUCAGCCAUUACCAAGUGUGCACAAGUGCCUGCCCAGCCUCUUGCUCCGACCUCACCGCUCCCCUGUACUGUGCUCACCCUUGCACUGAGGGCUGUCAGUGUGACCAAGGCUACGUUCUCAGCGGCAGUCGUUGUGUACAGCGUGAAGACUGUGGCUGUGAGCAUAACGGCCUCUAUUACCCCCUUAAUCAAACUUUCUGGGCAGGUCCCAGUGGUGAGGAAGGUGAAUGUGCCCUCCGCUGCACCUGCGGGCCUGCUGGGGAAGUCUCCUGCUUCAACGAGUCCUGCAAAGAGGGCGAGGUGUGCGUGGCGGAAGUGGGCUUGCUGGGUUGCUACCCUCGGAGGGAGGGAGUGUGCUCAAUCACUCAGAACUCGGUGACGUCUUCCUUUGAUGGCACCUUCCUGCUGUUCCCAGACGACAGCUCCUACUACCUGUUGAAGCUGUGUGGCGCAGUGCCGGCUAAUGGCUCCAUGGUGGAGGUGAAGAUUGGCAGGCGGCUGAUGAACAAAGGCCCCACUUGGAAAAGACCUGUGAUCGUUACAGUGGCUAACCUGGAAGCUCAGAUGGGAGGGACAGAUUUUGAUAUAGUAAAGGUGAAUGGUGAACCAGUGGCUCUCCCAUUUGUCCAUCCAAUGGAGACAAUGAUGAUCUACAGAGCACCAGGCAAUGCUACAGUGGUGGAGUCCCGUGGUCUGCUUCGUGUCCAGUACACUCGCCAGGGGCUCCUCAACAUCUCCCUCUCCACCCUCUACUACAAUGUUACAUGCGGCCUAUGCGGUGUCUUCAACAGCAAUGCCACCGAUGACCUUCGGCUUCCAAAUGGACGUCUGGCGGAGUCUACUGAACAGUUCACAGAGAGCUGGCGGUCCAUUGCUGAUGACCUCACCUGUAACGGUGACUGUGAUGACCUGUAUCGAAUGUGCACAGACUUGCGUCUCUACCAGAGUCCUUGGAUGUGUGGCAACAUCAAUGACCCGGGGAAUAGUUCAUUUCUGGCUUGUCAUGCAGUGGUCAACCCUUCGCCGUUCUUCAGGAACUGCUUGUAUAACAUGUGUGUGAGGGAAGGGAAUCGUUCAGCCCUGUGUUCCUCGCUGCAGGCGUAUGCCACCGCCUGUCAGGAUGCUCAAGUUGGCCUCGCUUCCUGGAGGAGUGCCACCAACUGCCCUCUUCCCUGUCCACCGAACAGUCAUUUCGAUGAGUGCACCACUGCCUGCCCUCUGACCUGUGCCAACUUAGAUGAACCCGAAGAGCCGUGCCCUCUGCCAUGCCAGGAGGGGUGUCAGUGCGAGGACGGCUUUGCGCUCCGCGACGGCCUGUGUGUGGCACGCAGCGAUUGCGGCUGCAUGAGCCACGGGCGCCAGCUGGCCACUAAUCAGACUUUCUGGACAGACUGGGAGUGCCAGGAGCGUUGCUACUGCAAUGGCUCUGACAACAGUGUGUACUGUCAGCUCUCACCCUGUCACCCUGAGGAGUACUGCCAGGAGAAUGACGGCCUGUACUUCUGCCAGCCGCGCACUGAGGCCCUGUGUGUGGUAGCAGGUUAUGGACAUUUUCUGCCAUUUGGUGGCGUCCCGUUUGAGCUGCAGAGCUCUUGUACGCUUAGGAUGGCCACCACGAGCUGUGGGAGAGGGAACAGGGACCCGGCGACCAUCAGUGGAGCUUUUCCUCCUUUUAAACUGGCAGCUCGUAACGAGGAAAGGGACACAGGCCAGGCGAUUUGGGUGAGGGGCUUCGUACUGGAGGUCUACGAGUAUGAGAUUGAGGUCUCUCGAAGCUACAAAAACACUGUGACGGUGAAUAAGGAGCGUCUGUACCUUCCUCUGAAGCUGGGCCCGGGGAAGGUCAACGUCUUCACCUGGGGCAUGCAGCUCAUUCUGGAGACAGAUUUUGGCCUAAAGGUGGCCUUUGACUGGAACACCCUUCUCCUGUUGACUCUGCCCCGUGACCUCUACAACACCUCGUGCGGCCUCUGCCAGGGUAUGCCCUUAUCCCCUCCCACCCUCACCACCACAGACUGGGGCAUGGCCUGGGCCGAGAGGGACACCUUCUGCCAGGUGGGCUGUGGAGACUCCUGCCCACGCUGCGGCCUGGGAGAGACGAGCCCCGAGGCAGUGAGGCUGUGUGGGCUAAUUGUGGAUCGAGGAGGUGUGUUUGCACGUUGUCACAGCAAGGUGGCGCCAGCGUUCUUUUAUCAAAGCUGCCUGCAGGACACCUGUUUGGACCAGGGAGCUCAGGAUACAAUCUGUAACUGGCUGCAGAUAUAUGCCGGCACCUGUCAGACCCAAGGGGUGCCUGUUACUGGCUGGAGGAGCGACACGCCGUGUGUCCAGAGCUGUCCACCUAACAGCCAUUACUCCAGUUGUGUGUCGGUCUGCCCACCCCAGUGCGCCCCAGCCCGCGGCCAGAGGGACUGCAGCCAGGACUGUGUCGAGGGCUGCCAGUGCGACCAGGGCUACGUGCUCAAUGGCAAAAGCUGCAUCCUGCCUCAGAACUGUGGCUGCUACACUGAUGGCAAGUACUAUGAGCCCAAACAGCUGUUCUGGAACAGCGACUGCACCAAACGCUGCCAGUGCAUUGGACGAAACCUGAUCCAGUGUGACCCUAGGCGCUGUAAGGCAGAGGAGGAGUGCACCCUGCGCUACGGAGUGAGGGGCUGCUUUGCGCGGCGCUCCCAGCAAUGCAUAGCAUCUGGCGGCGGGGUGUUCAGGACCUUCGAUGGGGCGUCCCUACGGCUCCCUGCUUCCUGCUCCUUCGUCCUGUCCACUAACUGUCACAAGCUGCCCGACCUCUCCUUCCAGCUCAUCGCCAACUUUGAUAAAUGGAGCACACCAAACCUCACCACCAUCUCUCAUGUCUACCUUUACAUCAACGAGGAGAAUAUCCUCAUCUCUGGCAGCACUGUUAAGGUCAAUGGUACACCAGUAUCUGUACCGUUUCUAACUGGACUGAUGACACGUCUGUCCACAUCUGAGGGCUUCAUUGUCAUUGACACGCCCCAGGACAUCCAGGUUCGAUACAACCGCUUUAACACCCUCAGCAUCACCAUGGGACAGCGGCUUCAGAACAAGGUGUGCGGACUCUGUGGGAAUUUCAACGGAGACCCAAGUGACGACUACAUCACGUCCAGGGGCAAGCCGGCUGUCAGCGCCCUGGAGCUGGCUCAGAGCUGGAAGACCAACGGUAUGCAGAACAGCUGUGAUGAAACCCAGUACGUGGCUCUGGCUCAGUCCUGUGACAACACGGCGGUGCUGGCGCUGCAAGGUGAGGACGCCUGUCAGAAGCUCACCCAGCUGAAGGGUUUCUUCCAGCCGUGCCAUGGCCUGCUGGAUCCCCGGCCCUUCUACCAGUCCUGCUACCUGGACGGCUGCUAUAAUCACCGCAAGGCUCAGGUCUGCGGCUCCCUGGCAGCCUACGCAGAGGCCUGCCGCUCCAUGGGGACCCUCACCACCAAGUGGAUCGCCCAGGAGAACUGCUCAGAAUGGAUCUAUGACCCCUGUGCAGGAGAGAUCUGCACAAACUUCACCUGUGAGCUGGAGAACGGAGGAGACCUGUGUGGCUGCCCGGAGUUACCCACCAGCACUGGAGGUGAUGAUGACAUCAUCCAGGCGGAGGUGACCUGUAAGCAUGCUCAGAUGGAGGUCUCCAUUUCCAAGUGCAAGCUCUUCCAGCUGGGCUUUGAAAGAGAGGACGUCAGGAUCAACGAUGAGCACUGCGCAGGCAUCGAGGGAGAGGACUUCAUCUCCUUCCGCAUCAACAACACCAAGGGGCACUGUGGCUCCAUCGUACUGUCAAACGGCACACACAUCAUGUAUAAGAACACCGUGUGGAUCGAGAGUGUGAACAACACCGGGAACGUCAUCACCAGAGACAAAACCAUCAACGUGGAGUUUUCCUGCGCCUACGAACUGGACCUGAAGAUCUCUCUGGAGACUGUCCUCAAGCCCAUGCUCAGUGUGAUAAAUCUCACCUUACCGACCCAGGAGGGAAACUUCAUCACCAAGAUGGCUCUGUAUAAGAACUCCUCAUACCGAAACCCGUACAGGGAGGGGGAGGUGGUGCUCAGCACGCGAGACAUCCUGUUUGUGGGCGUCUUUGUGGAAGGGGCGGAUGAAAACCAGCUCAUCCUCAUUGUGAACAUGUGCUGGGCCACACCAUCCCGCUACAGCAGUGACCGGCUUCGCUACAUCAUCAUAGAGAGAGGGUGUCCAAACAUUAAGGACAACACCAUCGGCAUGGCAGAGAACGGCGUGUCCCUCACCUGUCGCUUCCACGUCACCGUCUUCAAGUUCAUCGGGGAUUACGACGAGGUGCACCUCCACUGUGACGUCUCCCUGUGUGACUCGGAAACAAACGCCUGCAAAGUGAACUGUCCGCACAAGAGAAGAAUGUACUCGGAGGACAGUGACCAUAAAGAGCACAUACUGACUGUGGGCCCCAUCAGAAGGAGAGAAUCAGACUGGUGUGAGGAGGAAAACGGAGGCUGUGAGCAGAUCUGCACCAGUAAGAUGACGGGACCUGUCUGCAGCUGUGUGACUGGGAUGUUGCAACGGGAUGGGAAAAGCUGCCGAACUGUGAGCUCAAGCUAUAACCUCACACCUGCCGUUUCUCUGCUGAGCAUCAGUGCUGUGAUCUCCAUGUUCCCGGCUCGUAUUCACACUCUCCUCUCCUAACACCCUGCGAGCAAAGGAGGGCAACACAUCAAACAGAAUCAAACACAGAAAAGACUUGAAGAUGCACAAAGUUUAUCAGCGUUGGUAGGUCAGAGUAGAUCAGCUGCGUUCCAGUCAGAAGAUGUAGACAGAGUAAAUUGUACAUUCACAGUGACCACAUAUUCAUAAUGCAACUGAAUGUACGUAACUAAACAAGAAAAGUAAGUUUCACCCCAACGUGAUUACAACACAUUGCAAAUUUAUCUGGUGGUUUUUGUUUGUAGAAAAAUGAAUGCAUAGGUCUGCCAGAGUGUUUUCUAUAUUGCCACCAGAUGGCGCCAAAGUAGGACAUUUUAUAAUCCCACACAUGUUGGCUGGUUUGAGUCAUAUUCAAUGUCAACUUGACCCAAGAACA